Molecule: messenger RNA, 1496 nt
Organism: Pistacia vera
Lineage: Eukaryota; Viridiplantae; Streptophyta; Magnoliopsida; Sapindales; Anacardiaceae
Product: oleoyl-acyl carrier protein thioesterase 1, chloroplastic-like
Exons: 7
Coding region: 250-1365 (371 amino acids)
Biological process (GO): fatty acid biosynthetic process
Molecular function (GO): acyl carrier activity; fatty acyl-[ACP] hydrolase activity
Source: RefSeq, a predicted model, not a curated record
AACUCCUACCUCCUACCUCCUAACUCGUAACUGAUGUUCGAACAUGGCAACCUUGUAAUUUAUGGCAAAAGCCAGUGUCAUUUACUCGGCCGCAACGCCAACACAUCCUCGGUCCCAUCGACCAAAUCGCGCACACACACACUUUAAAAACGCAGACACUCAACUCUCUCUCUCUCCCACAAUUCCACGGAGAUAAUUAAAUUACUCUCGUCUCUGUUUUUGUUUCUGUUUUACAUAGAACACACAAACAUGUUGAAGUUUUCAUGCAAUGUCACGGACCAAAUCCACCUCAUAAACCAGGCCCAAUGCAGAUUCAUGGGCCUUCCCAGGCCCGUCUCCUCUGUUCGCCGACGAAACGUCUCUCUUCCGAUUUCUAAUCCUCGAACUCCGGUUAAAAUUCAGGCUGUUGUAUCGGAACAAGGAGGUCGGACUCUCACCGAAAUUGGGUCUGGUACGUUGGCGGAUAGGCUCCGGUUGGGGAGCUUAAUGGAAGACGGAUUUUCGUAUAAGGAGAAGUUUAUAGUGAGAUGUUAUGAGGUUGGGAUCAACAAAACUGCCACCGUUGAAACCAUUGCUAAUCUCUUGCAGGAGGUUGGAUGUAACCAUGCUCAAAGUCUUGGAUUUUCAACGGAUGGAUUUGCAACAACCACCACUAUGAGAAAAAUGAAUCUUAUAUGGGUGACGGCUCGUAUGCACAUUGAAAUCUUAAAAUAUCCUGCUUGGAGUGAUGUGGUUGAAAUUGAGACGUGGUGCCAAAGUGAAGGUAGAAUUGGAACCAGACGUGAUUGGAUUAUCAAAGACUAUUCCAAUGGUCAAGUUAUUGGAAGAGCUACAAGCAAGUGGGUGAUGAUGAACCAGGUCACUAGGCGGCUACAGAAAGCCAGUGAUGAAAUUCGAGAAGAAUAUUUAGUCUUCUGUCCACCAGAACCCAGAUUCUCUUUUCCAGAGAAGGACAAUGCCAGCCUGAGGAAAAUUUCAAAACUAGAAGAUCCUGCUGAGUAUUCCAGGACAGGGCUUAUGCCUAGGAGAGCUGAUCUGGACAUGAACCAGCAUGUUAAUAAUGUUACCUACAUUGGAUGGGUUCUAGAGAGCAUGCCUCAAGAUGUCAUUGACAGCCAUGAACUGCAAACGAUAACCUUAGAUUACAGACGAGAAUGCCAACAAGACGAUAUAGUCGAUUCCCUCACAAGUCCCGAAUGGAUUGAGGAUUCUGAUGCAGUUUCAAAGAUUCAAGGAACAAAUGGGUUACCUGCAAAAGGAGACAGAGAAGACUACCGUCAAUUUUUGCACUUACUGAGAUUGUCAGGUGAUGGCUCUGAAAUAAACCGAGGUCGAACUGAGUGGAGAAAGAAAUCGGGUAGAUAAGGAAAUAGUGUAAUUUGCCCUACAUUUCCUGCUUUUAAUGUGUUUGAAAAAGUUUUCUUUGUUUCUGUUUCUUUUGCCUUUUUCACAUCAAGGGGGUUUGGCUCCGAAUCUAUGUGUCGUUAGGAAGUUUA